Messenger RNA from Cavia porcellus (domestic guinea pig), 4171 nucleotides. RefSeq names its product coiled-coil domain containing 122 (gene Ccdc122). The coding region runs from base 2486 to 3304 and encodes 272 amino acids. NCBI's taxonomy places the organism in Eukaryota, Metazoa, Chordata, Mammalia, Rodentia, Caviidae. The transcript is spliced from 5 exons. The record is from RefSeq and is a predicted model, not a curated record.
AGGAAUAUAAAAGGCUUGAAGAGUUGGUUACACAGUAUCAUAUUAACAGUGUCAAAAGGAUAAGUCUUCAUGAUGAGUGAUUUAGGAAUCUUAGGCUCUUGAAACAGAUUACAGAGAUAUAGUAGAUAGUGACUAUAGUUUACAUAGUAUGUUAAGCAGAUUGUAGAAAUUACAAUUUGGAGAAAGGAGAAAUGGGGACUCCUCAGGAAGGUGACAUCUCUUGAGAACUACUAGGAGUAGGAAGAACUUACUGGGUUCCUUUUUUAGUCAUGCAAACUUUGGUGAAAAUCUGUACUUUCCUGAAAUAGUUCCCCAAAGGAGAAAAGUGGAAAGUAGUAAUGGGACUAGAAAGGAGGAAGAUGAGUGUUGGAGAUACAGCUCAGUAUAGUGUGUGUGCUUAGUAUGCACAGUCCUCAGUUCAGUCCACAGCACCGUAAGGAGCAAAACAAAAAGGAAAUUUAUUCAAGUGACAUUUUAACAAAGAGUACAAAAUCGUUUGAUUCUGGAGUGAUAGGUGAAAACAAGAUUCUUCCCUUAAUAAUUAUACUUGAGAAGUCCAGAAUUGAAAGCAUAAACUUGAAACCAAAAUUCAAAUAACAUCUCAAUAGUUAUCUGAGUGAAUUCUUUGAUCUAUUUGUGUCUUGAGCUUUUAUGUAAAAUGAAAGUUAUCUUUACUACAGAAUCAAAAGAGUUCAUGUUUGAUUACCAGGCAUAGAACAAACACUAUUUCUAUUGUGUCCAGAAUAGUGUUCAGCACAAAGUAAUCAUGACAAAAGCACUUACCAUGAAACAGUUGAGUAAAUUUGUUACCAGAUUUUUCAUUGAGCAUUUGUGAUGGUCUAUAUUAUAUUUGUUUUAUGUUGUGGUUCUUUAGUUCUUUGAUCUUCCUUGAGAAGAUUUGCAAGAAGGCCCACAAAAGGAAAAUCAAAAUCCAAAAGUAUCAGUUUUAACAAGCUCUUUAUUAUGAAACAAACAUAGUCUUAGGUGUAUACAAAGAUUUAGUUGCUUACUGUAUCCAACUGACUGAAAAAGGCAUGUAUUUCAAGACAGUUAGAAUUUCAUGUGACUAUGAAACUCAAAAGUACUAGAGAGAAAAUUAGAUUUGGAACCAUUAGCAGUAGUAACCUAUAGCAUGUUGCACCUACAGCAUGUUGCAUAGAAAGGACAUAGGAAAUGACAUGAACACAAUGACUAAGCUGAGUACAUAGGUAAGCUUCAGAAAGAAAGCAAAUUUGAAGUGUAACAUGUAGUCCUAUGAAACAAGAAUCAUAAAUUCUUAGAAAUUUAAGAAAAAUCUACUUGUUAAGCUCAGAAUUUCUUUAUCUUAGUAGGACACCUCUAGAUAGAUUUGAAUGUCUUCACUUAGGGAGAAUUUUAACUUUUAAUCAUGUUUAAGUUUUAAAUUUUUAUGUCUAAAAUUUUUCUUUUCACAUAUGUUUCAAUACUUCAAAUUUUGGUUUUGGAAAACAUGAUUUGUACAUGAGUACUUUUUGUUCAGUUGAUCUUUAAUUUAAGGGGUUUGUAGACUUUUCUGUGGAAGCUUACUAACAUUCCUGACUGUUAAAAUAAUAUUUCACUGUUUUUCUUGCCCUGUAAAGUUUGUAAUAACUUUAGUACAAUUUGGGAAGAUUCACAGCGCCUAUAAAAAUCAGCUAACAUUUUUUUAAAAGAUUAGUCAUUACAUAAAAAAAGUUUAUGUGCAAAUAUUAAAUACAAGAUGACAACUUCUGAUUUCAAAAGUAAUUAUCAAUACUGAAUUUUUCAUUCAUUAAUCAUGAAAAUGUGUUCCAUUUCCUCUAUGUAGGCAAAUUCAGAUACGCUUUUUGUAAAUCUGACUUUAACUCUGGCAAGCCAGCACUCUUGUGUUAGAAUAGCAUUUUGUUCAUGGUGAGGUGGAGAAAAAAUAUCUACCCCAUCAUUUUAUCAAUUACUCCUAAAUAAAGAAUUGACUGAAAUGUAAAUUUAAACCUGCUUAGAGCUUGUCCUAAAAAAAAAAAAAAUCACUGAACAGGAGUGGUGUAUUCUCUACAUUCUAUACUAAUGGGAGAGAUUGCCAAGCAUUCCUGAAAUGUUCUCACAGAUUCUUGUUACUGUUUUAAAGCCUACUUCAUCUUAGUACUAGAGGUACCUGCUACUGAUCCAUAAUAAUUAUUCUGUGUAUGGCAGGUGCUGUGCUAAAUACAAUAUAUACCUUUACUAUAAUAUGUCCGUGAGAUUUUAUAAAUUAGGGCAUCAAAGAAGACACUAAAGUUUGUAACAGCUGAAAAUUGGAAAACUGACUUGCAAAUAUAGAACUAUUCUACUUUCCUUCAAAGUCUGUUAACUAUUGUUUUACUUAUUUAUACUAAUGAUUAAAUGUCUUUACCAUCCCUGUGAUACAUAUAGUAGUCACAAAUAUACAGGGAAAAGUGAAGAAAUUAUCAAUAGAGAUUAUUUUGUAGGAACAAAGACGGUGAAGCAAAAAAGGAAAAAGAGAUUAUAGAAAAUGUCAGGCAACAAAGAAAGAAAGAAUGAAGUUCUUAAUGAAGCCAUGUGUAAGCAAGAAACUUCUUCAUUAACUGAUACUGUAGAGCAAAUUGCAAAGCAACAACAAUCACAAACGUCAGAAAUAGAAAAAAACAAACAAGCUCUGUUCCAUUUACAGAAUGAACUUCAGGAACUUGAAAAACAAAUAGCAGCAGUCUCUGCAGAAACUAAAGAAACAGAGAGGCAAAUUUAUCAGCAAGAUGCUGUCAUUGAGAAUUCCAAACUUCAAUGUGAAAGCCUGGAAAUUCAAAUCAAGUCCUUACAUAAAGAAAAUAUAAAGCUUAAAUUUGAUAUAGAAUCAGCCCAAGAAGAUUUUUGUGAACAGAUGAAAAAAUAUAAUGCAUAUUAUGUAAAAAUAAAGACACAUAAAGAUAAUUUAGGGGAAAUAGAAAGAAAAUGGUCAUUUAUGACUGAACUUGAUGAAAAGCGAGAUCUCAUUAAAAAACUGAAGACAAUGAAAGAGGAACUUAAGCAAAACCUCCAAAAUCCAGAUGAAAUAACACAAAUUCAGGAAGAGAUUUCAAAGCUUAAGAAUGAGAUUAUAACUGUAAAAGAAUCUAUCAUUGAAAAGACUUGUUUUCUUGAAGAAGAAAAAAAGACACAUGAAAAAUUAAGAAAAGAAAUAGAGGUACAGUAUAAGAGAUAUGAUGCAAUUCUGAAGCGUUUGCAUUGUCAAGUGAAUAAGCUUCAGUCAAAUAGAAGACAAUGGCAGUGGAACAUUCGACAACUGGAAAAAACAGCAGCUGAAUUAAGAAAAUCUAUAGGAAUGAAAAAUUAACAUUGCCAUUGGGCAGUGUGAAUGGAGGCCAUGCCAACCAAAAUUAUAGGACAAAAUAUUAAGAAAAUCUUUUUUGUUUUUUAACAAGCAAUCACUGUCAAGCCACUGUAUUAAUGACAGAUAUUUUUUCUCUUAAAAAUCAGUUAUCUGUUGCUGAAAGUAUUUUUCCAAUCUUAUGAGGAAUAGUACUAAAUAAUACAAUAGCAAUCCUUACUGGGGAAUAGUGGAACAGUCUCUGAAUAUUUCAAGUGUAUAAGCUAUAUUAUAUUUGAAAUACCCAUUUAUAAUAAUGCUGUAUUCACUACCCUAUAAAAAUAUAGAAAAAAAUUGAAUUUUCAAUGAUUUAAAUGGAGAUAUUAAAAUGGUUGUCCCAAACUUUUAUAAGAGCUUCCUUUUUAUAACUACCUUUAUAGAAGUGCAUAAAUAUUAAUAUUCACAAUAAUGUUGUAUAUUUAAUGCCUUAGAUAUGUCACUGUUUUGUUUCUUAACCAGAAGGUAGCAACCAUUUUCUUGGGUUGCAAUGCAUUGUUAAUUCUGUCUAUAAGUUAUUUAUUCAUAUCCUGUGCCUAAAAUUAUCAAACAAGCAUGAAAUAUUAAACGAAGUGUUAACUUCUCUAUCAUCUAUCUAUCUAUCUAUAUAUCUAUCUAUCUAUCUAUCUAUCUUCUGUUCAGGGCCAGUAAAUCAAAUGUUAUCUUGUCCUUUUUAAAAUAAAUGUGUUUCCUAUCAUGAUUUCAUUGAGUCAAAUAUUUAGAAGCAAAAACAAAAUAUUAAUUAUUACAGGUACAGUUUUUAAACAUCCACUUGAAAGAUUAAUUUCAAAGAAACAUCAAAAAGAUAUUUCAAACCCAUUUUCUCCUUACCUUUAU